AUGUAAUAAAAGAAAUUUGUGCGUGGUGUAGAUCAUUAUUUUCCUUAUUAUUUUUUUUAGUUAUAUUCAAUCAAAUAGAAUUCUUUUUGGUUUCGCUGUGGACCUGUGGAUAGUUUGAAAUACUUUUAGAAUGAGUACAAAAGUGGAUAAGAUAGUAAAAACCUAUCAAGUCCUUGCUCAAAUUCCUACUGUGAUAGGUGCUGAUCUUAGAGCUAAUGGUAUAGUAAGAAGUGCCUGGUCUCAAAGAAAUAUAGAGAAAGGAAAAACUGUCAAAUUUGUUAAAGACGUAUUUGUUUCGGAUUUUAAAAAAGUUGCUGAAAGUCUUCCACUUGAUAUUAGCACCGAGGCUUUGUCAAAAACAUCGUUAUCAGAAAAAUUCAGGGCAGUUCUCAGGGAAAACGAUAAUAAAUAUUAUUUAGAGAUAUGGCAAGAUUAUAAUAUUAUUCGAACUGUAGAUCUCAAUGCCUUAGAUAUUCACGGGCCUGUUUAUGCAGAUGUGGAAUUUUCAUCACUGGAAUGGUCACCUGAUGAAAAAAAAGUAUUAUAUGUAGCUGAGAAGAAACCUCCCAAAUCUGAUCCAUUUUAUAAACGCAAAGCACCAUUGUCCAAUGACGGUGGGAGUGGAGAUGAAGAAAAAACUAAAGGCGAAGAAUACUUAUUUGUACAAGAUUGGGGGGAGCAACUUGUAGGGAAAAAGAAGUCGGUACUUGUGGAAUAUGAUAUUGAAAACGAUUCCGUGGAGAUCCUAAAAGGGAUACCUGAUAAUAUAUGUGUUGCUCAACCAAAGUAUUCUCCAGAUGGUAAAUAUAUCAUCGGUGUGGCCUAUAAUACAGAGUAUAGAAAAUUGGGCCUUAUUUAUUGUUCAAAUCGAGAUAGUACUGUGUUUAAACUUGACUUUGAGGGAAACUUUUUAAAAUUACAAUUGGAGGAUUUGGCUGUCAAGUCACCUAUUUUUACUCCUGAUGGCCAGUCACUUGUAUGGCUCCAAAGGAAAACAGGAGGACCUCAUGCGUCAGCGAUGGCCUUGGUUAAGGCUAAUCUUCCUUUAACGGAAAAUACUGCACCACGAGUUGUUGUCGAUAUAGUAGAAAAUGUAAUUAAAAUACAAAAUGAGGAGUCUUUUUAUGGGUUAUAUAACACUGGAUUUCCAAAAAGGCCCUGGGCAAGCGCAAACAGACUAUUAUUAAAUACAAAUCAAAAAUACACUAUAAAUUCGUAUGUAAUCGAUAUCGGGAGCGGGCACGUGACGAAUUUGAAAUUUGACGAUGGAAGUCAAACUGUCACUGAUGUAUAUGGCGAUACAGUGCUAGCAGUGCAGAGGAAUUAUCUCAAGCCAGAUAAAUUGGUUAUUGGUAAAUUGCCCGGCGCAGGUAAUGAAUCGUCAAUAUCUUGGACCGAUCUUACCACCACUCAGGUCAUACCAGGUCUAGAAAAUUGCUUUUACAAGUACCUGGACUUGUCAGCGGAUUCUGUAAGCGACUCUGUUAGUUCGUUCAAUGCGAUAUAUGUUGGACCUAAAAAUGGAAAUGAAAAGUCUGUACCGUUAAUAGUUUGGCCUCAUGGAGGACCCCACAGUGCCUUUGCGAAUUAUUGCAUAAUGGAAGCAUCACUGUUUGCUUCGUUUGGUUUCGGGAUUCUGUUCAUUAACUACAGAGGCUCGAUCGGUUCCGGACAAAGCAGCGUUGAAUUUCUGUUGGGAAAAAUUGGAACGUCCGAUGUAGCCGACUGUAUUGUCGCAGUAGACAAGGCACUUGAAACUUUCCCUUGGCUUAACCCCAACAGUUUAGCCCUAGUCGGGGGCUCGCACGGAGGUUUCCUCGUUACACAUCUCAGUGGACAAUACCCGGAAAGAUUCAAAGCCGUCGUGGCACGUAAUCCGGUCAUAGACGUGGCUUCCAUGAGUAUCAUAUCCGACAUACCCGACUGGUGCUACGUAGAAGCCGGCGAAGAAUACACCCAACAGGGCAAAAUCGAUAAUGAUAUUCUAAUUGCGAUGAGAAAGGCCUCUCCCAUCGUGCAUGCACAUAAAGUUAAGGCACCGACAUUACUGCAGAUUGGUUCGAAAGAUCUACGGGUGCCUUCGCAUCAGGGAACCGAGUAUCAUUUACGGCUUAAAGCUAAUGGAGUGACUACCAGGAUGAACUUGUAUGAUGAUAACCAUCCUUUGGGAACUGUUCCGAACGAGAUGGAUAAUAUCAUAAACUCCUUACUUUGGAUUAAAGAACAUUUAGGGAUUGAGUAAAUGGAGUAAAAAUGUUUUGGGGUAAAAAGUUUUGUGGUAAAAAAAUCAAUGUGUUUAAAAGAAUAAAAAUUUUAUUUGCUUA
Messenger RNA from Anoplophora glabripennis (Asian longhorned beetle), 2324 nucleotides. RefSeq names its product acylamino-acid-releasing enzyme. Gene Ontology annotation, biological process: proteolysis. Lineage: Eukaryota; Metazoa; Arthropoda; Insecta; Coleoptera; Cerambycidae. The record is from RefSeq and is a predicted model, not a curated record. Gene Ontology annotation, molecular function: serine-type endopeptidase activity. The transcript has 12 exons. The coding region runs from base 131 to 2242 and encodes 703 amino acids.